UGCACACGCUUCCAAUGAUUGCAGCAGCCUGCAGAGGAGCAAAGUAACACAGAAGAGCUGCCGUGGGUUUGGACGACUCAGAGCAGACGGACAGGUAUUCAGCAUGCGCGCCCUGGUGGUUUUGCCUCUGGUUUUGUGUGUCUUGGUGUGUGUGGACCAGGGAAGAGCAGAGGUGAAGCCUGUGAAGCUGUGUGGCCGGGAGUUCCUGAGAGCUGUUGUCUACACCUGUGGAGGCUCCCGCUGGAGGAGAUUCUUGACAGAUCCAGACAUGAAUGGUAUUCCUGCUGCUGAGCAGAACAGCUUGGACAGCUUCAGCAGCUCGGGCUCCGAGCUCCGGGAUUGGACAAAACGGGACAACAACGGCUUCCUGACUAUGAUGUGCUGUCAGGUGGGCUGCAGCAAAAGGGAUCUCACUUACCUCUGCUGAGGUUGACUCCUUCGAUUUUGAUUCUGGUCCUUGGAGAGGUCCAAAAGACUAAAGAAAUGAAUCUGGGGAAAACCAAACCUCAAUAAAUGUGUGAUCACUUAUAAGUUUGAACAUGUAACUGUGAAUGUAUCUGAUUAAUGUGUGCAACACUGUGUAUAGUACUGGAAUAGCAAAUAGUCGUAAAAUCAGAUUUAGAUUUUUCAUAAACACUUGAAUUGUUUUCUGUUAUUUCACAAUUGUUCAGUAAAUUCUCUUGCACACAA
Molecule: messenger RNA, 690 nt
Organism: Oryzias latipes (Japanese medaka)
Lineage: Eukaryota; Metazoa; Chordata; Actinopteri; Beloniformes; Adrianichthyidae
Gene: insl5a
Product: insulin-like 5a
Cellular component (GO): extracellular region
Molecular function (GO): G protein-coupled receptor binding; hormone activity
Source: RefSeq, a predicted model, not a curated record